GCGUUGUGCGUGUGAGGGAAGGUGGUUACACAACAGCGUGUGCGCUGAGCCCGGCGGGGUCAAAGUGUGUGUGCGUGACGGUGGGUGUUUGUGUAGCGGUCGGCCGCUCUCCGACCACACUAGAGGCGUCAUGGCGUCAAGCGGCGAGCGAUCUGCCCGGAGCCGUCUCCUCGAACUCACCCUGCUGCUGUCCUGGCUCAGCUGCUGCCCCGCGCUGCCUCACGGGGGAGUGUUCGCUAGCAGGAGGGCUGCCAGUGCGGUGCUCCUUCGUUCGCGUCGGGCGAACUCCUUCCUAGAGGAGGUGAAGACGGGCGACCUGGAGAGGGAGUGUCUGGAGGAGCGCUGCUCCUAUGAGGAGGCGCGGGAGAUCUACCAGCUCCCUGAGCCCCUGGCCUUCUGGGAGGUGUAUGCAGAGGUGGACCAGUGUUUGUCUGAGCCGUGUGCCAAAGGCUCCACCUGCCUCUCCCAGAACAGAACCUUCACCUGUCUCUGUCGCCCCGGUUACCAGGGCCGCACCUGCCACAAGGAGGAGCGGACCUUUAACGGCUGCCUCUACUCCAACGGAGGCUGUGAGCACUUCUGCCUGGAGGCCGCGGACCUCUCCCACACCUGCCUCUGUUCCCAUGGUUACCAGCUGGCCCCCGACAACAGCAGCUGCCUUCCACAAGUGGCGUUCCCGUGCGGCCGGACGGUCAACCUGCUGCAGCCGCGCAUCGUCAACGGACACGUCUGUCCUAGAGGACAGUGUCCCUGGCAGGCCCUGCUCUCUGAGGACCGGGACUUCCUGUGCGGGGCCGUGGUGUUGUCGGAGCGCUGGGUCGUCACGGCAGCACACUGCGUCUGGGGGCGGAGCCGCAGCAAACUGCAGGUCACAGCAGGUAAGCAGGACCUGGAGGUGACGGAGGCGUCCCAGCAGGUGCGGCGCGUGGCCCGGCUGCUGCUCCACCCGCGCUACAACCACUCCUCCAAGGACUCGGACCUGGCCCUGCUGCGGCUGGCCCGGCCCCUGGCCCCGGGGCCCCUGGUGGUGCCCGUCUGCCUGCCGCCCUCCGGGGCCCCCUCCUUCGGCCGCACCCUGGCGGCGGUGCGCAUGUCCACCGUCAGCGGGUGGGGCCGCAUGGGGUCCCGCGGGGCCUCCGCCCGCGUCCUGCAGCGGGUGGAGGUGCCGCGCGUCCCGCUGGGGGAGUGCGGGGCCCGGGCGGGGGGGCAGCUGGCCCUCACGCCCACCAUGCUGUGCGCGGGCUACGCGGCGGGGGGCCGGGACGCCUGCAAGGGGGACAGCGGGGGGCCGCUGGUCACCCGCUACCGGGACACCUGGUUCCUGACGGGCGUGGUCAGCUGGGGCCUGGGCUGCGCCCAGCGGGACCUCUACGGGGUCUACACCCGGGUCAGCGCGCUGACGGAGUGGCUGGAGCGCAGCAUGGGGGGGGGGGUAGGGGGGCCUCAUGGCUGUACACCAGAGGGUGGAGCUAUCAUGUAUUCUAUUAGGGUGGGGGUAUCAUGUAUUCUAUUAGGGUGGAGGUAUCAUGUAUUCUAUUAGGGUGGAGGUGUCAUG
Molecule: messenger RNA, 1555 nt
Organism: Gadus macrocephalus (Pacific cod)
Lineage: Eukaryota; Metazoa; Chordata; Actinopteri; Gadiformes; Gadidae
Gene: f7l
Product: coagulation factor VII, like
Exons: 8
Coding region: 131-1540 (469 amino acids)
Biological process (GO): proteolysis; blood coagulation
Cellular component (GO): extracellular region
Molecular function (GO): serine-type endopeptidase activity; calcium ion binding
Source: RefSeq, a predicted model, not a curated record